This is a messenger RNA of Symbiodinium natans, 1986 nucleotides long. NCBI's taxonomy places the organism in Eukaryota, Dinophyceae, Suessiales, Symbiodiniaceae. The record is from the annotation of a GenBank genome assembly.
AUGUCGCCUGGCUACGAGUCCAUCCCCCUGAAUCAGGAGAGAGUCUCAGCCAAGUACACGCUCAAGGAGGGCAACCCCAAGGAUGAGGAGCACCGUGGGAAGCUCUUGUACUGCCAGCCUGGCACCUGGGCCGUGGAAGCCAAGGCCACAUGCCAGCAGCCCAUACACAACAAGGUCAUGCGAUGUGCCUUUGACGGCAAAGCCCAGCUCCUGGCUGUGGGCUUCAGCGCGGGCGUGCUGAUGCUCUUCGAGAUGCCUGCGCUGCAGGCGCUGCAGACCCUGAGCCUGGGCCAGGAGCCCCUGGACGCGGUGGCCUUGGGCGCCAAUGGGGACUGGCUGGCGGUGGGCAGCGCUGGCACGGGACAGCUGCUGGUCUGGGAGUGGCGCUCGGAGACCUAUGUGCUGAAGCAGCAGGGGCACCACUACGGCGUCCGCUGCGUAGCCUUCUCCCCGGGCUCCGUGUCCAUGAAGCGUGGCAAGGCCUUGGCCUCAGCCGACGCCCGGCCGGAGGACCGGAGCAGCGCCAUCGGCGGCCGGCUGCUUGCUACGGGCGGCUACGAUGGCAAGGUCAAGCUGUUCAACGCGCAGAGUGGGCUUUGUUUCGUAACCUUUGCAGAACACACAGCACCAGUCAACGCCAUCUGUUUCACCCCCCAGGGGAAUGCGGUGCUAAGCGCGAGCCGCGAUGGCUCCGUUCGGGCUUUCGAUCUCCUUCGAUACCGCAAUUUCCGCACAUUUGCCAGCCCGGAUGGUCUCUGUCAGUUCUCCAGCGUGGCUGUGGACUCCGGUGGCGAAAUUGUGGCCGCGAGCGCCACCGGAGGCAAGUACGCCGUGUAUGUGUGGUCCAUCCAGACCGGGAAUGUCCUCGAAGUCCUCACUGGUCACACGUCGCACGUAGAGGCCCUGCACUUCUCCCCCUCCGCCGGCCACCCCGGACAACUGCUCAGCGCAAGCUGGGACGGAACGCUGAAUGUGUGGGACCUGUACGCCGGCACCAAAGGUGGGUCCGCAGAAGCCCUGCAGUGUUCCUCCAGCGUCGUGGCGGUUAGCUUCGAUCCGCGAGGGAAUGAUCUUUGUGCUGCAGCCUGCCUCUCAGGGCAAGUCUUAUUCUGGAAUGUGGUGACGGCUCAAAACAUUGGAUCCAUUGACGGCCUACGCGACAUCCAGAGCGCCCGGCAUUGGCAGGACAUGUUCUCUGCUGUGAACGAGCGCGGCCUGAAGCCGGGUGCUGGCAUGAAAAAGCGGCGCCCUGCCGACGGUGUCAACCUGAACCAGAACUUCAACGCCAUUGCCUACGCACGCAGCGGGGAGUUGCUCCUGUGCUCAUCGCGAAACUCCCCCUUUGUAUCGCUGUACGACACGUCUGCCUACACUCUGGCGGCACGGGUUACGCUCACCACCAAUCGGAGCCUCAGUGGUGUGCAAUCAUUUCUGAACAGCAAGCUCAUGACGGAAGCUGGUGCGCCAUGGCAACAGUACGACUUGUCAGACAGCGAGGCUGAUGACGUUGAGGUGUCACGGCAGCGGCAGCAGAAGCGUCAGGUCAGCUCACUGCCUGGAGUGUCUGUAGGCGAGGCCAAGGAUGCCUACACGGAGAAGGAGUUGCACGUUUGGGAUGUCGCGUUCUCUGCGGACUCCCAGCAGUUUGCGGUAGCCACUACCCACGGCGUGUUCGUCUACUGUCAGGACGGUGGAAUGGGCAUGGCAGGGAUUUCUGGUAUCUACGGGUCAGAGACCAGCCGCUUUGUACCGCAGAUGCUGACCAAAGCUGUGUCGGCACCAGCGGUGCUGAAGGCGCUCGAUGAGGGAGACAUCUCUCGUGCUAUGAUCCUGGCCCUGGCUCUCAAUGACUAUGGCUUGCUACGGAAGGUCUACGAGAAGGUGCCAGUGCAGUCCAUCCAGCUCGUGGUGGCCUCCAUCGGAUCCCCUCUGCUACCGGCAUUGCUGUGGCUUCUUGGGUUCUGCAGACUGGCUGGUUCUUCGUAG